This is a messenger RNA of Dictyostelium purpureum, 918 nucleotides long. RefSeq lists its product as uncharacterized. Lineage: Eukaryota; Evosea; Eumycetozoa; Dictyosteliales; Dictyosteliaceae. Bases 1 to 918 code for a protein of 305 amino acids. The record is from RefSeq and is a predicted model, not a curated record. The transcript has 2 exons.
AUGAAUAAAAAUAAAAAAAAUAAUGAAGAUGAUGAUUUAAAUGUAUCAUCAUUUAGAAUCACUAUAAAUUCAUUAAAACAGGAUUUAUAUUUAUUAGAGAAAUUUGAAGAGAAUAAAUAUUAUCAAGAUUUUAUUAUCGAACAAAUAAAGCAAUACAAACAAGAGAAGAACGAUUUGUCAUCAUCAGAUUCAGCACCAUCAUCUUCAACUUCAACAUCAGCCACAAAAUCAAUAGACAACACAACAAUACCCAACGAAAAUGAAAGCGAUAAUAUAAAUAAUAAAAAUACAAUAGAUAUAUUCGAUUUAAUAUUAAAAAAUGUAAAUAUAGAUGAAAUAGAUGAUGAUUAUGUAUAUGUCAGGGAAAUUGACAACGAACUUUGCUUAAAGGAUAUAAACUCAACAACACCAACCUACACACCAAACACCAGCGAAUAUGAUGAUAAUAAUUCAGAUAGUUUAAAUAAAGAUCAUAAUGACAUGAAUAAACUCAAACUUAGAGGUAGCAAGGAUGAAGAUAAUGAUGAUGAUGAUGAAGAUGAAGAUGACUAUAGCAAUGGUAGUAUUGACGAUAUUAAAAAUGAUGAUAAUCAAGAAAAUGAAGAAAAUAAAAUUAGAAAAGAAUUAAAAUCCCAUGAUAAUACAUUUAAUGAAGCAUUUAAAUUUAUUGAUAUUAAUAAAUGGUUAAAAACUAAAGGUCUAGAUAUCAUUUCAGAUGAAGGCUCUAUCGAAACAGAUUUAAAAGAAUGUAUGGACCAACUACAAUCCAAAAUUAAUGAACUAAAUAGCUUAAUAAACAUAAAUAAUAAUACAGAUAAUAAUACAGCAAAAGGUUUUAACAAAACAUUAUCAUCAAAUGUAAUAAUAAACAAUAAUAAUAAUAAUAAUAAUGAUGACGAUGAUGAGGAUAUAAAAUAA